Messenger RNA from Calidris pugnax (ruff), 975 nucleotides. RefSeq names its product olfactory receptor 51G2-like. NCBI's taxonomy places the organism in Eukaryota, Metazoa, Chordata, Aves, Charadriiformes, Scolopacidae. The transcript has a single exon. Gene Ontology annotation, molecular function: G protein-coupled receptor activity; olfactory receptor activity. Gene Ontology annotation, biological process: G protein-coupled receptor signaling pathway. The record is from RefSeq and is a predicted model, not a curated record. Gene Ontology annotation, cellular component: membrane. Bases 1 to 975 code for a protein of 324 amino acids.
AUGGAGCAUGACUCACAUACCACCUGGGAAUUCAAUGGCUCCUUCUAUCAGCCUUCAGCUUUCCUCAUGAUGGGCAUCCCAGGCCUGGAAGCCCUUCACCACUGGAUCUCCAUCCCUUUCUGUGCACUGUACCUUAUUGCUCUCUUGGGAAACUGCGUGAUCCUAUUCAUCAUAAAGAAGACCCAAAGUCUUCACGAACCCAUGUACUACUUCCUCUCCAUGCUGGCGGUCACUGACCUGGGCUUGGUUCUAUGUACACUGCCUACUACUCUGGGCAUUUUUUGGUUUAAUAUGCGAAGGAUUGGGUUUGAUGCUUGCCUCACUCAGAUGUACUUCAUUCACAUACUGUCCUUCAUCGAGUCCUCUGUGCUCCUGGCAAUGGCAUUUGACCGCUUCAUUGCCAUCUCCCGUCCACUGAGACACUCGUCCAUACUGACCAAGACCACUGUCAUGAAAAUAGGUUUGGUGAUUAUAUUGAGAGGUAUGGUCUCCCUCCUUCCCAUACCUUUCUUGCUCAAGAGACUAACCUAUUGUGGGAAGAUCGAACUUUCUCACUCUUUUUGCUUCCAUCCUGACAUCAUGAACCUAGCCUGUACAGACAUAAAAGUCAAUGUCUUCUACGGUAUGAUUAUUCUUUUGUCAACGGUGGGGACGGACUUCAUCUUCAUUGUGCUGUCCUACAUCUUGAUCAUUAAAACUGUUAUCGGCCUUGCAACCAAGGAGGAGUGUCUAAAGGCCCUGAAUACAUGUGUCUCCCACAUCUGUGCUGUUCUGGUGUUCUUCAUCCCAAUGAUCGGACUGUCCAUGAUCCAUCGCUUUGGAAAGAAUGUUCCACCUCUGGUUAACACUUUGGUGGCCUACACCUACCUUAUCAUUCCUCCUGCUCUCAACCCCAUUAUCUACAGCAUAAAAUGCAGCCAGAUCCGUGAGGCUUUGCUCAGGGCACUGAGGAGGAAGACUGAGUCGGAGUGGUAG